UUCCGAGUCUGCGAGUGAAAUUUGCGUAGCUCAACAAUCAAAAUCAACUAUUACUUUCAAGGUUAUCAUUAACCAAAACUUGUUUGAUAAAGAGCAUAAAAAGGUUACUGAAGCUAUGGAUGAGGAAGAUUUGCGCAUUAGUAUCUAUGGAAAAUUUUCCAAAGUUUAUGAAUAUACAUAUGCGAGUUACGCACAAUUUGCAUCUG
Funneliformis geosporum is the source of this 206-nucleotide messenger RNA. NCBI's taxonomy places the organism in Eukaryota, Fungi, Glomeromycota, Glomeromycetes, Glomerales, Glomeraceae. The record is from the annotation of a GenBank genome assembly.